Messenger RNA from Andrographis paniculata, 1809 nucleotides. Its product is annotated as AT-hook motif nuclear-localized protein 1. Gene Ontology annotation, molecular function: minor groove of adenine-thymine-rich DNA binding. The transcript is spliced from 5 exons. The coding region runs from base 436 to 1335 and encodes 299 amino acids. The record is from RefSeq and is a predicted model, not a curated record. NCBI's taxonomy places the organism in Eukaryota, Viridiplantae, Streptophyta, Magnoliopsida, Lamiales, Acanthaceae.
UGAUUUUCUCAACUAUAAUUAAUACUUUGAAUUUUGUAAUUUAAAUAAUGGUGAUUACACAAGUAAUUUUUCAUUAUUUAUUUAAUUAAAUUCUAUAUUUAUUUCUUAAUUUUCCCAUUUUUAUUACUCACAUCAACCUCCCCCUUUUUUUUUUUUUUUUCUUACAAGAACCCUAAUUUUCUCAGUUGAUCUUUUGAAGAAGGGGUAAAAUUUAAACCCUAAUUUUCAGAUUUAAGGUUCUUUAGCAAUUUGUUCACUAAAUUCGAUUCUUCUUAUUUUGUUAAAGAUCUAAUCGCUGCUGAAAUUCUUUCUUAAUUAAUUUUUUGUUGAUUUUUUUUAGAGGUUGAAAAUUUUCAACUUCACGAAGUUUCCUGAAAUUAGGGUUUUAGAAUUUAGGCGUUUUUUUAGGGUUUAAGUAAAAAGAAAUAACCGUCAAUGGAGGAAAACGAAGGGUUAACUGGCGUUGGUGUAACAGUGAGAGGCGAAGAAGUUCCUCAGAGCUUCCGAGUGCAGCCGAGAGCUGAGAAUUCCGGCGGCGGCGGCGCCGUCGGUAGCUCAAUUAGUUCUGAGAUUCAGAAGCAGAAGAAGAAGCGGGGAAGGCCUCGGAAGUAUGCCGGCGACGGCGCUAUUGUGGCAUUGUCUCCUUCGCCGAUAUCGUCGUCGAUUCCGUUCGCGACGACGGACUUCCCGUCGUGGAAGCAGACCUCCGGCCGGCCGGCGGAUCAGCCGUUGAAGAAGAAGCAUAAAUUGGAGUUCGGUAAAGGGAGAUCCAUGGCCAACAGCGGCGGAAGUUUCAUACCUCACUUGAUUACCAUCAAUGCCGGCGAGGACAUCAUGAUGAAGAUUGUAUCAUUCUCUCAGCAAGAAUCGAGAGCCAUCUGCGUUCUAGCCGCAAACGGUUCUGUCUCUAACGUUACACUGCGUCAGCCUAAUUCUUCUGGCGGUACUCUAACCUACGAGGGUCGGUUCGAAAUCCUCUCUCUGAGAGGCUCAUUUAUGCCCAACAAUAAUGCGACGGCGAAAAGCAGAUCAGGUGGGAUGAGCGUCUCCCUGGCAGGUCCCGACGGACGUGUUUUGGGUGGAGGUUUAUCCGGCAUGCUUCUAGCAGCCGGUCCCGUUCAGGUAGUGAUCGGAAGCUUCCUUCCGGGAAGCGAAAUUGAGCCAAAGACUAAGAAACCAAAAUUUGACCCGGCGACAACAUUUGCACAAUCUCCCGUCGCUCCUCUACCGAUUCCGACCACGACCCCUGCGCCAUUCUUGGCUGCCGUAAACUCAAACCACGGUCUGCUCAAGACAGCAGACACCGAAAAUUCGAACCACGACAUAAAGUGCUGAUCAUAUGUUCUUCUUACAUGUUGUAUUUCAUUUUUGUAUUUACGCCCGGUGUUCUUUAUUACAGAGAAAUUUAGCAUGCGGCUGGCUCGCCUGCCCGACGUCUAUUUAUGAUGUAUUCAGGUACUAGAUUACCACAUUCUGCUCGAUUUUCAUCUGUUUUUGCUGUCUUCCUAUGUUGUGUUAACUCGAUUAUUACAGUACUCGAACUACACGGAGACUUGACUUGACUUGAUUGUGUCCGUUCGUUUUUGGUGUAAUUUCUCGAACUAGAACUAGUGUAGUGCCCGUGCAUUGCGAUUAUUUGCUUUACUUAGUUGUCGAUUUUCCGGGGCUGAUCUGUGUGUUUGUGUUUGGGUAAAACAACGUUGUAACUGUGGUCCUGAAGGCGUCCAUUCUUACUGAUUUAUGAAGCUGAGGAAUGGAAUAACUGUUGUCUGAUAUUUAUUAAUACAUUUACGGAUUGCACAUUGAUUA